ACCCGGACGGGACGACUGGAGAUCGGAGGCGACCGAAAGAUCAGAGAGAGCGAGGACCGGAAUUGAGGAGCAGCCAGGCGAGGUCUGAUGGGGACUUGGACUGUAGCCAGGGUGGUGCUGGGAUGGGCCGCCGUGUGUUGGGCGUCGCUGCAGACGAUGCAGGCUCAGGGAGACGGAGGUCUGCAGGCCAACCUCUUUAAUGGAAAGCCGGAGGGGGAGAUCCAGCAGAGGGUGCGCAGAAGAGGACAGGAUCCCCUCAGGGGACCUAACGUGUGUGGUUCCCGGUUCCAGUCCUACUGCUGUCCGGGGUGGAAGACGCUCCCCGGGGGGAACCAGUGUAUCGUGCCCAUCUGUAGGAACACGUGCGGCGAUGGGUUCUGCUCCAGGCCCAACAUGUGUACCUGCUCCAGCGGUCACCUUGCUUCCAGCUGUGGAGCUGCAGCUGCUGCAGUUCAGUCCUGCAGUAUCCGCUGUAUGAACGGAGGAGCUUGUAACGAGGAUUCGUGUUCCUGUCAGAAGGGAUAUACAGGAACUCACUGUGGACAGCCCGUGUGUGAGAACGGGUGUCAGAACGGUGGACGAUGCAUCGGGCCCAACAGAUGCGCCUGUGUGUACGGAUUCACCGGCCCCCAGUGCGAGAGAGAUUAUCGAACUGGACCCUGCUUCACUCAGGUCAACAACCAGAUGUGCCAGGGCCAGCUGAGCGGCAUCGUGUGCACCAAGACUCUGUGCUGCGCCACCAUCGGCCGAGCCUGGGGUCACCCCUGUGAGAUGUGCCCCGCCCAGCCGCACCCCUGUCGCCGAGGAUUCAUUCCCAACAUCCGCAGCGGCGCCUGCCAAGACGUGGACGAGUGCCAGGCCAUUCCGGGUCUCUGUGCAGGAGGGAACUGUAUUAACACCGUGGGUUCAUAUGAGUGCAAGUGUCCCGCUGGGCAUCGGCAGAGCGAGACCAGCCACAAAUGUGAAGAUGUGGACGAAUGCGCCACCAUUCCGGGCGUCUGUGAUGGUGGAGAUUGUACCAACACGGCCGGCAGCUAUGUGUGUACCUGUCCCCGUGGCUACAUCACCAGUUCUGAUGGGUCCAGGUGUAUCGAUCAGCGCCUGGGUACCUGCUUCGGGAACCUGGCUAACGGCCGCUGCGCCAUGGAACUGACCGGCCAGUACACCAAGAUGCAGUGCUGCUGUGAGACUGGACGCUGCUGGGCCAUGGGUCACCUCCCGGAGAUGUGUCCUGUUCGUGGGUCCGAUGAAUUUCGGAGACUGUGUAUCGACGGACUCCCCUUCAGCACCGGGAGAGACGGUCCUAUAUUUAACGGCUUCAAACACCCCGGACAAAACGGGCACGGCAACGGACAUGGACACGGGAACGGGCACGGACACGGCAUUGGGCACGGACACGGCAACGGGCACGGCACCGACACCAACGGAGACGGCCUAGUCGUGGACUGGAACAGCCGCGUGGGUCCGCUGUCCAAGAACGUGAGCACCACCAUCGACAUGUGUAAGCACUUCCCCAACCUGUGUCUGAACGGCCGCUGUAUCCCCACCCCCAACAGCUACCGGUGCGAGUGCAACAUGGGGUACAGACAGGACAACCCGGGCCAGUGCGGCGAUGUGGACGAGUGUGUCAGUAACCCCUGCGUGAACGGAGACUGCAUCAACACUCAGGGCUCUUAUCACUGCAAGUGCCACGAGGGCUACCAGGGCACCCCCACCAAACAGGCCUGCAUCGACAUCGACGAGUGCAUCGUGAACGGAGUGAUGUGUCGUAACGGCCGCUGUGUGAACACUGAAGGGAGCUUCCAGUGCAUCUGUAACGCCGGAUUUGAGAAAAGCCCCGAUGGCAAGAACUGUAUUGAUCACGAUGAGUGUGCCACCACCAACAUGUGUCUGAACGGUAUGUGCAUUAACGAGGACGGCAGCUUCAAGUGCAUCUGCAAACCGGGCUUCACCCUGGCACCGAGCGGGCGCUACUGUGUUGACAUCGACGAGUGCCAGACGCCAGGCAUCUGCAUGAACGGCCGCUGCCUGAACUCGGAGGGCUCGUUCCGCUGCGAGUGCCCGGCCGGCCUGGCCGUCGACCUGGACGGGAGAGUCUGCGUGGACACGCACAUGCGCACCACCUGCUACGGAGCCAUCAAGAUGGGCACGUGCUCGCGCCCCUUCCCCGGCGCCGUCACCAAGUCCCAGUGCUGCUGCGCCAAUCCCGAGCACGGCUUCGGCCAGCCGUGCCAGCCGUGCCCGAGUCGCAACUCAGCUGAGUUCCAGGCCGUCUGUAGCAGCGGAGUGGGCAUGACCAUCGAUGGAAGAGAUAUCAACGAGUGCGCCUUGGACCCGGAUAUCUGCCAGAACGGGAUCUGUGAGAACCAGCGCGGGAGCUACCGCUGCAUCUGCGGUAGCGGCUACGAGCCCGACGCCAGCGGCAAGAACUGCGUGGAUGUGAACGAGUGCAUGGUGAACCGGCUGCUGUGCGAUAACGGACUGUGCAGGAACACGCCCGGCAGCUACACCUGCUCCUGCCCAUCAGGCUUCGUCUUCAAGCCCGAUUCGGAGACGUGCGAAGAUAUUAACGAGUGCGAAUCCAGUCCCUGUAUUAACGGAAUUUGCAGGAACGUGGCCGGAUCCUUCAACUGCGAGUGCUCUCGGGGCAGCAGCCUGGAUUCGACCAACACCGUCUGCGUGGACAGCGUGAAGGGAACCUGCUGGCUGACCAUGCAGGACGGACGCUGCGAGGUGAACAUCAACGGCGCCACGCUGAAAUCCGAGUGCUGCUCCACUCUGGGAGCCGCCUGGGGGAGCCCGUGUGAGGCCUGCGAAAUCGACACCGCUUGCCCCCGUGGUCUCGCCCGCAGGAAGGGACUCGUGUGUGAAGAUAUAAACGAGUGUGAGGUUUUUCCGGGCGUCUGCUCCAACGGCCGCUGUGUGAACUCGCACGGUUCGUUCCGCUGUGAAUGCGCCGAGGGUUUGACCCUGGACGAUAGCGGCCGGACCUGCGUGGACGUACGCAGUGAGCAGUGCUACCUGAAAUGGGACGAGGACGAAUGCGGAGAGCCGCUCCCGGGUCGGUACCGGCUGGACAUGUGCUGCUGCUCGGUGGGAGAGGGGUGGGGCUCGGACUGUGAGGCCUGUCCCAAACCUGGAUCGCCGGAGUACAAGAGCAUCUGUCCCCGGGGCCCCGGAUUCGCCAACAGGGGAGACAUCAUCACCGGAAAACCCUUCUAUAAAGACGUGAACGAGUGUAAGGUGUUUAAAGGCCUGUGUACGCACGGGAUGUGCCGCAACACCAUCGGCAGCUUCAAGUGUCGCUGUAAUAACGGCUUCGCUCCCACCAUGGAACAGAGGAACUGUACCGACAUCGAUGAGUGCGCUAUUUCGCCGGACCUGUGCGGCCAGGGGACGUGCGUGAACACGCCGGGAAGCUUCGAGUGCGAAUGCUUCGACGGCUACGAGAGCGGCUUCAUGAUGAUGAAGAACUGCAUGGACAUCGAUGAGUGUGAGCGGGACCCCCUGCUGUGCCGAGGUGGCACGUGUCUGAACACGGAGGGCAGUUACGAGUGUGAAUGUCCUCGAGGUCACCAGCUCAGUCCGGAAGGAUCCGCCUGCGAAGACGUGAAUGAGUGUGAGCUGAGCGAUAACCUGUGCCGAAACGGCAAGUGUGUUAACAUGGUGGGAUCGUACCAGUGCUCGUGUGAUAUGGGGUACCAGGCCACUCCAGACCGACAGGGCUGUGUGGAUGUGGACGAGUGCACCAUCAUGAACGGAGGAUGCGAUACACACUGCACCAAUUCAGAGGGAAGCUACGAGUGCAGUUGCAGUGAGGGAUACGCCCUGAUGCCCGACCUCAGGACCUGUUCCGACAUCGACGAGUGUGAGGACAUGCCCGACAUCUGCGACGGCGGUCAGUGCACCAACAUCCCCGGAGAGUUCCGCUGCCUCUGCUUCGACGGCUUCAUGGCCUCCAUGGACAUGCGCUCCUGUCUGGAUGUGAACGAGUGCGACCUGAACCCCAACAUCUGCCUGCACGGGGACUGUGAGAACACCAAGGGUUCCUUCAUCUGCCACUGUCAGCUGGGCUACCACGUGAGGAAGGGCUCCACCGGCUGUACGGAUAUUAACGAGUGUGAGCUCGACGCUCAUAACUGCGACAUGCACGCCGCCUGCGUCAACGUUCCCGGGAGCUUCAAGUGCCGCUGCAGGGACGGAUGGGUGGGAGACGGCAUCAAGUGUGUCGAUUUGGACGAGUGCGCGACAGAGGACCACAGCUGCAACCCCAACGCCGAAUGUGUCAACACGCCCGGGUCUUACCGCUGCGCCUGCAAGGAGGGCUUCAACGGAGACGGCUUCUUCUGCUCCGAUACGGACGAGUGCGCCGACAACGUGAACCUGUGUGAGAACGGUCAGUGUCUGAACACGCCCGGUGGAUACCGCUGCGAGUGCGAGAUGGGCUUCAACAACAGCGAGGACAGCCGGACCUGCCAGGAUAUCGACGAGUGCAGCUUCCAGAACAUCUGUGUGUUCGGAACGUGUCAGAAUCUGCCCGGAAUGUUCCGCUGUGUGUGUGACGACGGGUACGAGCUGGACCGCAGUGGAGGGAACUGUACGGACGUCAACGAAUGCGCCGACCCCGUGAACUGCAUCAAUGGCCUGUGUGUGAACAUGCAGGGAAGCUACCUGUGUAACUGCCCCGCCGACUUCGAGCUCAACCCCACGGGCGUGGGCUGUGUGGACACCCGGGUGGGUAACUGUUUCCUGGACACGCUGGAUCGGGGCGACGGCGGUAUCUCCUGCAGUGCUGAGAUCGGAGUGGGCGUGUCCCGAGCCUCCUGUUGCUGCUCUCGGGGCGGAGCCUGGGGGAACCCGUGCGAACUUUGCCCUCUUCUUAACUCCACGGAAUAUAAAACUCUGUGUCCUGGAGGAGAGGGAUUCAGACCGAACCCCAUCACUGUCAUCCUCGAGGACAUCGAUGAAUGCCAGGAGCUGCCCGGUCUGUGCCAGGGUGGAAACUGUGUGAACACGUUUGGUAGUUUUCAGUGUGAAUGCCCGGCUGGUUACUACCUCAACGAGGAGACGCGCAUCUGUGAAGAUAUCGACGAGUGCUCGGCUCACAUCGGCAUCUGCGGCCCGGGGACGUGCUACAACACGCUGGGUAACUACACCUGCAUCUGCCCCCCGGAGUACAUGCAGGUCAACGGGGGCAACAACUGCAUGGACAUGAGGAAGAGCGUGUGCUACCACAGCUUCAACGACACGUGUGAGAACGAGCUCUCCUUCAACAUGACCAAGAAAAUGUGCUGCUGCGCCUACAACGUUGGCAAAGCCUGGAACAAACCCUGCGAACCCUGUCCCGUACCUGCAACCGUGGAGUAUGAGCAGCUGUGUGGAAACCCCGCUCCAGGCUUCAUCAUCGACAUCCAGACUGGAAAACCCAUCGAUAUUGACGAGUGCCAGAUUCCAGGGAUCUGCGCCCACGGAGCCUGUAUCAACCAGAUCGGCAGCUUCCGCUGCGAGUGUCCGAUGGGCUUCAGCUACAACAAUAUCCUGCUCGUCUGUGAAGAUAUUGAUGAGUGUAACAGCGGGGACAAUCUGUGCCAGCGUAACGCCAACUGUAACAACAUCCCCGGCAGCUACCGGUGCGAGUGCUCGCCCGGAUUUAAACUCUCCCCCAGCGGAGCCUGCGUGGACCGUAACGAAUGUCAGGAAAUCCCGAACGUGUGCAGCCACGGCGAGUGUAUUGAUACACAGGGAAGCUACCGCUGUCUCUGCCACAAUGGCUUCAAGGCUACAGCGGACCUGACCAUGUGCAUGGAUAUCGACGAGUGUGAGCGGCAGCCGUGUGGUAACGGCACAUGUAAGAACACCGUCGGGUCCUACAACUGUCUCUGCUUCCCCGGCUUCCAGCUCACGCACAACAACGACUGCAUGGAUGUGGACGAGUGCACCACUCUGAAAGGCCAGGUCUGCAGCCACGGUCAGUGCAUCAACACUCUGGGAUUCUUCCAGUGUCUAUGCCAGGAGGGAUUCGAACUCACGCCCGACUCUAAAAACUGCGUCGAUGUUAAUGAGUGUGUGACGUUCCCGGGCACGUGCUCCCCAGGAACCUGUCAGAACCUGGAGGGGUCGUUCCGAUGCAUCUGUCCGAAGGGUUACAAGUUGCAGAAUGAGCAGUGUAUAGACAUUGACGAGUGCACCUCCGAGCCCAAUACCUGUCUGUUUGGCACCUGUAUUAACACACCAGGAAGUUUCCAGUGUAUCUGCCAGUCAGGAUUCGUUCUCUCUGACAAUGGAAAACGCUGCCACGACACCCGGAAGAGUUUCUGUUACACCCGUUUUGAAUCCAGUAAAUGUUCGGUGCCCAAAGCUGUGAACACCACCAAGGCCGAGUGCUGCUGCAGCCUGAUGCCCGGCGAGGGCUGGGGCGACCCCUGCGAACUCUGCCCCAGCGAAAACGAGACAGCUGGUUUUACAUCACUGUGUCCCUACGGUCUCGGAACUGUUCCUGGACGUGGUGAAGGACGCGUGGAUAUGAACGAGUGUCAGGACAACCCGGGGAUCUGUGAGAACGGUCAGUGUAUCAACACUGACGGGUCAUUCCGCUGUGAGUGUCCCUUCGGCUACAACCUCGACUACACAGGCAUCAAAUGUGUGGAUACAGACGAGUGUUCCAUCGGGAACCCGUGUGGUAACGGUACCUGCACUAAUGUGGAGGGUGGAUUUGAGUGUUCCUGUCAGGAGGGCUUCGAACCUGGACCCAUGAUGACCUGUGAAGAUAUUAACGAGUGCAGUCUGAACCCUCUGCUGUGUGCUUUCCGCUGUGUGAACACUUUCGGCUCGUACGAGUGCAUGUGUCCUUCAGGCUACGUGCUGCGUGAGGAUCAGAGGAUGUGUCGAGACCAGGACGAGUGUGCGGAGGGGCUGGAUGACUGUGAGAGCCGGGGCAUGCUUUGCAAGAACCUCAUCGGCACCUUUAUGUGUAUCUGCCCCGCUGGCAUGACCCGGCGCCCGGAUGGAGAGGGCUGUAUGGAUCUGAACGAGUGCCGCGCCAAACCGGGCAUCUGCAAGAACGGCCGCUGCGUGAACACCGUGGGGAGCUACCGCUGCGAGUGUAACGAGGGAUUCGAGCCCAGCUCCACUGGCACUGAGUGUAUAGAUAACCGGCAGGGCUACUGCUUCACCGAGGUCCUGCAGACCAUGUGCCAGCAGUCCUCCACCAACCGCAACAGCGCCACCAAGUCUGAGUGCUGCUGCAACGGGGGACGGGGCUGGGGCCCGCAGUGCGAGCUCUGCCCCCUGCCUGGCACCAUCCAGUACAAGAAGAUGUGCCCGCAUGGACCGGGCUACACCACCGAUGGCAGGGAUAUUAAUGAGUGUGAGGUGCUGCCCAACCUGUGUAAGAACGGCCAGUGUAUCAACACCGUCGGGUCCUUCCGCUGCCACUGCAACAUCGGGUACACCAACGACUUCAGCGGCACGUCCUGCAUCGAUUUGGACGAGUGCUCUCAGUCUCCCAAGCCGUGUAACUUCCUGUGUAAGAACACGGAGGGCAGUUACCUGUGCUCGUGCCCCCGCGGGUACGUCCUGCAGCCGGACGGAAAGACCUGCAAAGACUUGGACGAAUGUUCCACCAAGCAGCACAACUGCCAGUUCCUGUGUGUCAACACCAUCGGAGGGUUUACCUGCAAGUGCCCACCUGGAUUCUCUCAGCACCAGACGGCGUGUAUCGAUAACAACGAGUGCACCGGCCAGUCGAGUGUGUGCGGGUCCAGAGCCUCCUGCCUCAACUCCCCUGGCAGCUUCAGCUGUGAAUGCCAGAAGGGAUUUUCUCUGGACGGCACCGGGAUCGAGUGUGAAGAUGUGGACGAGUGCAGCGGGAACCACCGGUGCCAGCACGGAUGCCAGAACAUGCUGGGAGGUUUCCGGUGCGGCUGCCCGCAGGGUUACAUCCAACAUUACCAGUGGAACCAGUGCGUGGAUGAGAACGAGUGUGCUGGCAGUCAGGCGUGUGGAUCAGCCUCGUGCUACAACACGUUAGGCAGCUUCAAGUGCAUGUGCCCGUCAGGCUUCGACUUCCAGCAGGGCAGCGGCGGAUGCCAAGACGUUAACGAAUGCACCACGUCCAGCAACCCGUGCAACUACGGCUGCUCCAACACAGACGGCGGCUACCUGUGUGGAUGUCCUGGUGGCUUCUUCAGAGCGGGACAGGGACACUGUAUCACAGGCGUGGGCUUCCAGGGUCAGUUCGGCUCUGAGGAAGACGACGAGAGCGCUCUAUCACCCGAAACCUGUUACGAGUGUAAGAUCAACGGCGGUGCCGGCAAGAACGGUCGCCACAGACGUAAUGCCGCGGAUAACGAGCUAAAGGUGAGCAUGGCCAGCGUGGACACUCAGACGUCCAUCCCCAUGAACCUGUCUCUGGCGUCGCUGCAGAACAAAGAGCCGCUGCUGGAGCUGCUGCCGGCGCUGGAGCCGCUGGAGCACCACGUCCGCUACGUCAUCACCCACGGCAACCAGGGCGAUCACUUCCGCCUGCUGGAGCGGCGCGACGGCAAGAGCGUCCUGCGCCUGGGCCGCAGACCCCCGCCGGCCGGCACGUACCGCCUGGAUAUCGCCUCUCUGCCCCUGUACGGCCCGCGCCAACUGCGCCAGCUGGAGGACCAGCACGACGCCGACUACCUGCUGGGAGAGAUCGGCGACGCCCUGCGUAUCAGGCUGAACAUCCACCUGCACUGAGCACCCGCCGGGCCCCCGACCCAGGCCCCGGCGCCACAGGGGCCUUUGUAAUGCUGAAGAACUGUCUUCAUCGUUCUGUCCACCGUCACGCCAAAGAACGACCCACGUGCCCGAGCGACAAUCAGAAACCAAAUACUGUUUUAUAGAAGGACUCGACGACCAAAGAGGACUGAAGCUAGUAACCAAAUCUUUCCUUUAUUAUCUACGAGCAUCUGUUUUUUACUUGUUUUGUUUGUUUUUUAGACUUUAUCGUAGCAACUAUAUCAGCCAAAGAUGCACAUAAAACGAAACGCGUUUGAUAUAAUAUUCAGAAAUGUAUACGUACGUCUUACAGCCCAGAACAACCACUGACCUUUUUAUAAUCUCAGUAAACACUGGGGUCAAAGUAUUUAAGGAGAUUCCGCUCAGUAUUGUGUUAUUCAUAACCGAUUGUACUGUUUUAUAAGAGAGAAAAAACGUCACGAAGGACUGCAAAAAAUAAAACCAUCACAGCGUUUCAGGUCAAAAUGGGAGUUGAUCAGAUCAGGGAUCGUCGCCAGGGCUGCGUUAUGGAGUCGAAAACAGCACACGGGAGGAUAUGAGGAUAUAAAAGAUUAAAGAUUAAAAGUCCUAUUUAAAAAUCUUCUUUAAAGUCUGUCUGUGUAUGGGGAUUUGUGCCCCAUUAAGUCAAAAAGGAAAGAGUCUUCUCUUAGAAGUGUGUAGUGUAUAUUGUGCCGAUGCUCCCAAUACCUCCACCCUGCUUCACAUUUCAUUUGAACGGUGCUACGACGGUGCGGUUGCUGCCAAACCGCUUUUCUCUACCCAGUCUGGGAUACUUGAUCUACUCUGCAGUUUACACAGCUCAUCCAUGGGGCCUCAGUGUCCACCACUGACAGUUUUUAGUACGAGCAGUAAUGCGUAAUGUGAGGAAGCCUGGGGGGGGGACUUUUGUGGCGGGUUUGGUACUCAAGUGGUACACUGGCUGUGUUUAAAAAGGUCCACUACAUACUACUCACAUACUGAUGUGGUCCCAAAUCAGUAUGCAGUACACAGUAUGCGACCAAAAUGUUCUUUCUGGGGGUACUGCGUCCCGGAACCUUUAUACAAUUGUGGUCCCUGCGGUAUGGUUUGCUUUUGUUGCAUACUCGAUGCUGUACUGCAUACUACUACAGGGAUCAGUAUGUAGAAUGCAGUAUAUACUGAGUGCAGUAUGUAGUACAUACUGAAUUUAGUAGAAUUUAGUAUGUAGUGUGCAGUAUAUACUGAAUGCAGCAUGUAGUAUGCAGUAUGUACUAUGGAAGCACUUAUGCAAGUCGCUCUGAAUAAGAGCGUCUGCUAAAUGCCGAAAAUGUAAAUGACCUGAAUGCAGUAUAUACUAAAUGCAGUAUGUAGUAUGCAGUAUGUACUGAAUGCAGUAUGCAGUAUAUACUGAGUGCAGUACACUGUAUAUACUGAAUGAAGUAUGUAGUAUGCAGUAUAUACUGAGUCUAGUAUGUUGUAUGCCGUAUAUACUGAGUGCAGCAUGUAGUAUGUAGUAUGCAGUAUAUACUGAAUGCAGCAUGUAGUAUGUAGUAUACAGUAUAUACUGAAUGCAGCAUGUAGUAUGCAGUAUGUAGUGUGCAGUAUAUACUGAGUGUGGUAUGCAGUAUGUAGUGUGUAGUAUAUACUGAGUGUGGUAUGCAGUAUGUAGUGUGUAGUAUAUACUGAGUGUGGUAUGCAGUAUGUACAGUAGUGUGUAGUAUAUACUAAAAGCAGUAUGUAGUAGGCAAUUUUGAACACAGCCACUGGCAUAUUUUUCCAGCAGCCACACCCUAUAAACUUGAGAAAUCCGAUCCUGUCGUCCACACGAUCAACUCCCAUUCGUAUGAUUUCCUCUCAAGGUUUUACAAGGUGCUACGCGACUCCAGAAGUGCUAAUAAUAAUUCACGGAUUGCAAUCGUGACCUUUUUUUAAAAAAUCUGAUGUUUUUGGUUUUGUUUUGUGUUCGUCUCGUCUUUUUGUACCGUCUCAGUGCUGAAAAUUGACAUUAUCAAACUUCGAAACGCUUUUCGACUAAAUGUAAUUGUAUAUUUUAAAAUGAAAUGUCGAUUUUUUUUUUUUAAAGCAUCAAAGCCGCCGAACCGAACGCGCCAGGUUAAAUGCUGUUUACUUUGUUUUUCUGCUGCCACCAGACACUGAGUGAUCGGCAUCACUGUUUACAGUCCUGUACGUGGUACCCACUGAAAUAAUGCCAGCCUAGCCUGGCGUUGAUGUGAAGUGGGCGCAUCGUGGACGUGAUCCGGUGCUAAAUCCACACGAGAGCUUCCUAAACACCGAGGUUACCAGCCUGCGCUAAUAUUUAUGCCUGUUUUGUGUUGUUGUCAGUCAGGAGUUGAUUUGCCACUACAUGUACCAGAACGAAUGUGCCCGCGCGCGUGUGUGUACUGUAUCUCAGCAUCAUGUCAUUAGCAAACUUGAAACGUCUCUCUCGUCAUCACGCUGUAUCUCUGAAGUGGUUGACGCCCUUCGGAACCGAAGAAAACGACCCCUGGUGCUCGGGGGCCCCGGCGCUCCCGCCGUCUCACACGGGGCCUCCUCGGAAAUCUGUGAGCCGUAGAAGUCCGAAAACGAGCCGGUGUAAUGGUAGAACAUGUUUUUGAUCUGUUUGUAGCACGCAGUGUUUCACAUCGUUUUGUAAAAUGCAACAAAUGGCAAUAAAUGAACCUGGGAUGUUUUUAA
This is a messenger RNA of Trichomycterus rosablanca, 11424 nucleotides long. It is a transcript of the gene fbn3, whose product is annotated as fibrillin 2b. The record is from RefSeq and is a predicted model, not a curated record. The transcript has 64 exons. Gene Ontology annotation, molecular function: calcium ion binding. NCBI's taxonomy places the organism in Eukaryota, Metazoa, Chordata, Actinopteri, Siluriformes, Trichomycteridae. Bases 88 to 8727 code for a protein of 2879 amino acids.